AUGACCGCAAUCCUCGCUCAUAUAAGAUCAAUCUCGGCGUUGCCCUUGCCAGACCCAAUAUUACCGAAAAUCACCAUCAGGCAUGACUUCUCAUCACAAGCGCCCAGCGAGACUGGCCUGGCGAUCAAAGGACAUUUCGUGAGAGCCACAGGAACUCACGGCAAACGACAACCAGCGUCGCCGUCAGAGGACAUCAAGAUAGCACCACCCUCGACUCCCAAUAUGCGAAGGCCAACUCAAGACAUUCAAUCCCAACCGUUCCACAAGAGAGGCAAAGGGCGCCGUCCCAGGGCGAGAUUUCACCCUCUCGACACGGAUAAUAGCACGAGCGCCAGCAGCCCCCAAAUAUCACAGGUCCCAUCUCUGUCUCCUAUGCUGUCAAAUUCGACCGGCAGCCUCAACUUCAGCUCCCCGAGCUCGCAGGAAUCCUCCGUGGAUGGUUCUAGCGGCAUGCUGACUUUCGCGGUCACCGGGACUGCCACCGCACUGUCAACCGCGACAUCCCCACCGGGUAUUAUCACAGACACAUCGCCGCCCCUCGUACCGGCAAACUCGACCCUGCUGGCUGCCUGGAUUCGGACCCUACCUCCAACCACGGCGCUAUCUACACUUGUCCCGCCUGUUCCUGAGCCUCGGCCGAAUCUGGUCACGCAAUCAUGGUUCUCCGGCACGACACCAACGCCUAUAACGAGCCAGAGUGCGGCUGGAACUUCGGUCCCCAGCCAAAGCGGGAACGCCAGCUGCCCCUUUCAAGCAUCCGGGAUUGCCCCGACUCCGGAUGCGGACACGACACCCGAUCCGAGUUUCCCAGUGAUCGUGACGGUCUUCCCUGUCUCGACGAGUUCUUCUGCCGUGGUGUGAACGAGCCUUCGGAUGAGAUCGAUGUUUCUUGCCAGCCCGUCUUGUGAGGCGGCCAACAUACCGACGGCGGCAUAUGAGCUACGGCAGGCUGGGACUACAUUAAAGAUGGCCUUGUGGCGGCCUCCUCGCAGGGCACGCACGAUCAAGCAGGACAUAGAUCAAGGCCGCCUGUCUUUUCUUAUUUCGUUGGUUAUUGAGGGAGUCUUCCUGCCAAUGUUUGUGGACUACAGCACAACCAAAGUCAGUGCUUGAUCGGGCUUGAAGCCUCUACGAACUUGAUGAUCCAAUUCCCUCGUUCGAUCCAGAGCGACUAGGCAUGUCCUUCCACUGGAGAAGAGUAGAGGAUGAUAAUUGUCUUGAGGGCAGCCGGUUAGAAUGGUUUAGAUAGACAAGUUUGGUCACUGCAAAAUGCCGUCACUACAAUCCCAGAGUAUAUACAGUGGCCAUAUGCUCCCCCCUUCCCUCAAGACAAGGCACAUGACCAUUUCCCUCCAACCCCUUGUCCAAUGCUCGAUAUGAGGUCUUCGUAACAGUGGUGGUAUGAUCAAU
Cladophialophora immunda is the source of this 1410-nucleotide messenger RNA. RefSeq lists its product as uncharacterized. The transcript has a single exon. The coding region runs from base 1 to 861 and encodes 286 amino acids. The record is from RefSeq and is a predicted model, not a curated record. NCBI's taxonomy places the organism in Eukaryota, Fungi, Ascomycota, Eurotiomycetes, Chaetothyriales, Herpotrichiellaceae.